GUUCCGUUAAAGAAAGAACUCUGAGCUGUCUCUCCAUGUUGAUACUGAAUUAGCAAAAAGAAGGAUAAAUAUGUGACUAUCUUCGCUGUUAGUGGAUGCUGUGUUUGAAGACUGGACCACAAUACUUAUGUGCAGUGCUCCUGAAGCUGAAGAUACAUAGCCAUGAUUUCCAGCAAGAUUUUAGUCUACCACAACCCUUCUGGGGGCACGCGUACAGAAACUUAUAAAAGUACUAGAAGGCGUAAAAAAUCUCUUGGAGAAUUGUUCCAAAAUGGAUAUCGUGUCAAAGCUGGACAUAAUGUCCCUGAAAAGGAAGAACAACAUACUUUUCGAAACUCCUUGGUGUCUUGUUAUAGGGUCGGCUCGUACUGGGGUUUAAGAUUUUUAAGAGCUCUUAGACUGAUACAGUUUUCAGAAAUUUUGCAGUUUCUGAAUAUCCUUAAAACAAGUAAUUCCAUCAAGCUAGUGAAUCUCUGCUCUAUAUUUAUCAGCACGUGGCUGACAGCAGCUGGGUUCAUACAUUUGGUGGAGAACUCAGGGGAUCCAUGGGAAAAUUUCCAAAAUAAUCAACCGCUAACAUAUUGGGAAUGUGUUUAUUUACUGAUGGUUACAAUGUCCACUGUUGGCUAUGGAGAUGUUUAUGCAAAAACAACCCUUGGUCGCCUUUUCAUGGUCUUCUUCAUCCUUGGGGGAUUGGCCAUGUUUGCCAGCUACGUCCCUGAAAUCAUAGAGUUAAUAGGAAACCGCAAGAAAUAUGGUGGUUCCUAUAGUGCGGUUAGUGGAAGAAAGCACAUAGUUGUCUGUGGUCACAUAACACUAGAAAGCGUGUCCAACUUCCUGAAGGACUUCCUGCACAAGGAUAGGGACGAUGUCAACGUAGAAAUCGUCUUUCUGCAUAAUAUCUCCCCUAACCUUGAGCUGGAAGCUCUUUUUAAACGACACUUCACUCAGGUGGAAUUUUAUCAGGGUUCAGUCCUUAAUCCCCAUGACCUGGCGAGAGUGAAGAUAGAGUCAGCAGACGCGUGCCUAAUCCUUGCCAAUAAAUACUGCGCUGACCCAGAUGCUGAAGAUGCCUCCAAUAUUAUGAGAGUUAUUUCAAUAAAGAAUUAUCAUCCGAAGAUAAGAAUUAUCACUCAGAUGUUGCAGUAUCACAAUAAGGCCCAUCUGCUAAAUAUCCCAAGUUGGAACUGGAAAGAAGGGGAUGAUGCAAUCUGUCUUGCUGAGCUCAAGCUGGGUUUCAUAGCCCAGAGCUGCCUGGCACCGGGCCUUUCAACAAUGUUAGCUAACCUCUUCUCUAUGAGGUCAUUCAUAAAGAUUGAGGAGGAUACGUGGCAGAAAUACUACCUGGAAGGAGUUGCAAAUGAAAUGUAUACAGAAUAUCUGUCUAGUGCCUUUGUGGGUUUGUCCUUCCCUGCAGUUUGUGAACUGGUGUUUGCGAAACUAAAGCUCUUGAUGAUAGCCAUAGAAUACAAGUCGGAAAAACGAGAAAGCAGAAGCCGAAAGCGUAUAUUAAUCAAUCCUGGAAACCAUGUCAAGAUUCAAGAAGGUACUUUAGGAUUUUUCAUUGCAAGUGAUGCCAAAGAAGUAAAAAGGGCAUUUUUUUACUGCAAGGCCUGUCAUGAUGACAUCACAGAUCCCAAAAGGAUAAAAAAAUGUGGCUGCAAACGGCUGAUCUAUUCCAAGAUGUCCAUCUACAAGAGAAUGAAACUGGCAUGUUGUUUUGAUUGCGGACGCUCUGAGCGUGACUGCUCUUGCAUGUCAGGCAGUGUACAUAGUAACAUGGACACCCUUGAGAGAGCCUUCCCACUUUCUUCUGUCUCUGUUAAUGAUUGCUCCACCAGUUUACGUGCCUUCGAAGAUGAGCAGCCGUCGACACUAUCACCCAAAAAAAAGCAGCGAAACGGAGGCAUGCGAAAUUCACCCAACUCCUCACCCAAGCUGAUGAGGCAUGACCCCUUGUUAAUUCCUGGCAACGAACAGAUUGACAAUAUGGAUGCCAAUGUGAAAAAAUAUGACUCUACAGGGAUGUUUCAUUGGUGUCCAGCCAAGGACAUUGAAAAGGUUAUUUUGACUCGAAGUGAAGCAGCGAUGACAGUUUUAAGUGGGCAUGUAGUCGUUUGCAUAUUUGGGGAUGUUAAAUCUGCUUUGAUUGGAUUAAGAAAUUUAGUGAUGCCAUUACGAGCCAGCAACUUUCACUACCAUGAACUCAAGCAUAUUGUGUUUGUGGGUUCACUUGAAUACCUGAGAAGGGAAUGGGAGACACUGCAUAACUUCCCCAAGGUUUCAAUCUUGCCUGGUACGCCAUUAAGUCGGGCUGAUUUAAGGGCUGUCAACAUCAACCUCUGCGACAUGUGCGUUAUCCUGUCAGCCAAUCAGAAUAAUAUUGAUGAUGCUUCGCUGCAGGACAAGGAAUGCAUCUUGGCGUCACUCAACAUCAAAUCUAUGCAGUUUGAUGACAGCAUUGGGGUCUUGCAGGCUAAUUCCCAAGGCUUUACACCCCCUGGGAUGGAUAGGUCAUCUCCGGACAAUAGUCCAGUCCAUGGCCUGUUGCGUCAACCCUCCAUUACAACAGGAGCCAACAUCCCUAUUAUAACAGAGCUAGUAAAUGAUUCAAAUGUUCAGUUCUUGGACCAAGAUGAUGAUGAUGAUCCAGACACAGAACUGUAUCUCACACAGCCCUUUGCAUGUGGAACCGCAUUUGCUGUCAGCGUGCUGGACUCUCUCAUGAGCGCAACAUACUUCAAUGACAAUAUCCUCACACUGAUACGGACAUUGGUAACAGGAGGAGCCACACCAGAGCUGGAAGCACUGAUUGCUGAGGAAAACGCGUUGAGAGGAGGUUACAGCACGCCCCAGACACUUGCAAACAGGGACAGGUGUCGAGUUGCUCAGUUGGCUUUGUAUGAUGGGCCGUUUGCAGACCUAGGGGAUGGAGGUUGUUACGGAGAUCUAUUUUGUAAAGCACUGAAAACAUACAAUAUGCUUUGUUUUGGAAUUUAUCGAUUAAGAGAUGCACACCUAAGUACCCCCAGUCAAUGCACUAAACGUUAUGUUAUCACAAACCCACCAUAUGAAUUUGAGCUUGUGCCGACAGACUUGAUCUUCUGUUUGAUGCAAUUUGACCACAAUGCUGGCCAGUCACGGGCCAGUCUUUCUCAUUCCUCCCAUUCCUCCUAUUCUUCCAGCAAGAAGAGCUCAUCAGUUCACUCCAUCCCAUCAACAGCAAACCGACCGAACCGCACCAAGACCAGGGACUCCCGGGAAAAACAGAAUGCAACAAGGAUGAAUAGAAUGGGCCAAGAAAAGAAAUGGUUUACAGAUGAGCCGGAUAAUGCCUAUCCCAGAAACAUUCAAAUCAAGCCCAUGAGCACUCACAUGGCCAAUCAGAUCAAUCAAUAUAAAUCGACAAGCAGCUUGAUACCACCAAUCAGAGAAGUCGAAGAUGAAUGUUGA
Molecule: messenger RNA, 3453 nt
Organism: Tauraco erythrolophus (red-crested turaco)
Lineage: Eukaryota; Metazoa; Chordata; Aves; Musophagiformes; Musophagidae
Source: RefSeq, a predicted model, not a curated record